Messenger RNA from Mesorhabditis belari, 447 nucleotides. NCBI's taxonomy places the organism in Eukaryota, Metazoa, Nematoda, Chromadorea, Rhabditida, Rhabditidae. The record is from the annotation of a GenBank genome assembly.
AUGCUUUGCCAGGGUGACAUUUGGUCACCAAAUAUUCUAUGGAAAACUGAUGAAUAUGGAGAGUUUCAUGUUGGAGGAUUGGUGGAUUGGCAGGUCACUCAGGUCGGCUCACCGCUCGAGGAUCUUGUCUUUCUCUUUCACAGCACACUUUCUGUUAAAGAAUAUUCAACUAACUUGAACGAUUAUAUUCAAUUCUACUUUGAACAAUUGAAAGCUGAAAGAGAUUCGAUGGAUUUGCCAUGGGAGAGUCUAGAUGAGCUGAUCAAAAGCUACGAGAUUACCUACGCUUACAUGAUUCCGAUCCUCCUUCCGCUUACCGUUUCAAUGGUUGACUUUGAGAAAUCGUGUUCGGCUGAAAUCAUCGAACAAUGCAAGGACACGUGGAAAGCGAAAGUGAUCCUAAUGGCUAAAGAAAGUGUAAGAUGUUUGGAAAAACAUUUACACAAA